CAUAGCAAAUCUCCAUGGCAAUGACCCCAAUCAGGGAAGGGGGAUGCAGGAGGGGCGCAUGCUCACAGUGGAUGCUGGAGCCUCGCCUGCUCGCUUCAGCUGCUCCGAGGGUCUGGCACACGGGCGAAGGGAAAGAUCAGGCAGAAAAGACACCUUGAAUCAUUGAUGAGAGCGAUGGCGCUGCCGUCCGUCCGGAGCGAGGUGCGAGUGGCRAUCCUGCUGCUCUCUGUGCUCAGCGCCAGCCUGGUGGGGGCUGGCCAGGACUCCGGGAGUGCCAUCCCUGCCGAAAGCCGUCCCUGCGUUGACUGCCAUGCGUUCGAGUUCAUGCAGAGGGCGUUGCAGGAUCUGAAGAAGACGGCGUACAGCCUCGACACCCGGACAGAAACCCUCCUCCUGAGAGCAGAAAAGAGAGGCCUGUGUGAUUGCUUUCAUGCAAUACACUGAAAUGAGCACUGGGAUUUGACCAAUGGACAUUUAUUCAUUUUUAAAAUACUCUUCAGUAAAUUACAGGAAGAUACAGAGUGCAAGUUGUGCUCCACCAUAAGGAAAAGCAUUUUUAUCAAAACAGGUAUAGCUCAGUUAGAUUAUUUUUGCUUUGUUGUGGUUUAUCAUUACUCUAUGUGAUAUUGCAUCUGCUGAAAUGUCAACAGAAGAAACAGUGCCAAAGUCUUGCUUAUGGGUUUUAUGAAAGGAUAGUAUCCUGUUUUUUUGGUGGUUCAAACCAAAAAUUGUCCUUGGACUCUCAGGCGAACCUCUCAACUUAUGUAAUUUGCCAUAGAUGAAAAGUUAAUGGAGUAAAAGUCAAUGGAAUAAAAUUUCUUAAUGUAUUAACAGAAGAAUAACAUGAAAAGGAAGCUACUUUGCCAUGAUGCAUAGAUAAACAUUUACAAACAAGCAGACUUGACUUUAUGUAGAAAUUAACAGUUAUCACUGACUGYUUGGCAGUCCAAGGAAGGGGUUUUUUUCCCAGUGGUAUCAAUAGUCCAGUGCACGGCAAACACAGUAAUCUGUCUCAUGAUUUUAAUUUCUUCAGAGCAGCACAGUAGCUGUGAUCUUUCUGGAGAGAUUUAUUAAGUAUCUAAUGUGAUCAGUAACAUUUGUAAUCACAUGAAUACCGCCUGGCAGUUGAACUGAUUGCGUCUGCCAAAAUCUUCUAGAGAAGUGUCUUUCAUUAAGCAAAUCACAUGCUGGAUUGAACCACUCAAACUGGCCUCUACAGAGAGUUUUGGCAGAGAGCCUGCACAACGCCUGCCUGCCCAGGAGUCUCUUGUAAACUGUAUUUUGGGAAAUACUGAAAUUCUACCAAAAUGGUCCUUAGCUCUUGUGUGGACUCCACACUCCAUCAUGAUGCGAGACAGUGCUGCUGUUUUUGGUAUUCCUGCUGCAGUCAGCGUGAGAUGAGAGAGAACAAAACAAUUUAGGCAGUGUAGUUGUAAUAGACAACAAGACCGUGCCUUGUUACUCUUUAAAAAAGAGUAGCAAAUC
Molecule: messenger RNA, 1485 nt
Organism: Malurus melanocephalus (red-backed fairy wren)
Lineage: Eukaryota; Metazoa; Chordata; Aves; Passeriformes; Maluridae
Product: neuropeptide-like protein C4orf48 homolog
Exons: 4
Coding region: 166-444 (92 amino acids)
Source: RefSeq, a predicted model, not a curated record